CAAAUCGGUCCCUCCACGCUGUGAUGAAACUGUUGUUAGCUCUUUCCCUUUCACCGACUCAUUCUGAACUCAUAAUCGCAAGCGCACUCAGACACGCAAAGCUGAUUGAACCGGGCGUAUGCAAUUGAAAAAGAUGCCAAAGUCUACCCUUGUUAUCUACAUCUUUCUUGUCGUCAUGUUCAUCAUCUUAUAUCAUCUUCACACAAUGACAAAGUUUUCGCUUAACAUAACGACACCUCGGCAAGUCACGAAACUAGAAAAAUUAUUCAAACUGCGGGAUGAAUUUAGCAUUAUAACUCCUGACAAAACACUUGUAUCAAGAAGUAUUCAAGCUGGUAAUUCUGAUCGCUUCAGACAUGUUCUGAUGAAAGCGUUACGGGGAGAAAACAUCAGCAUGUUGGUGAUCGGAGGCUCUCAUAGCGCGGGAGGAAAACUAGGACUUGACGAGAACAGCCUGGAUGGAUUGUAUUUCAGAGUAUUUCAGAAAUGGUGGAACGAAACCUUUGGUAGUUUUGCAAAAUCCUUUUUGAAUGUAACCGCGCUGACAAUUGGAGGCACGGGGAGCUCUUUCUACGCAUUUUGCUAUAGAACUUUUAUUCCCGAAGGCACGAGCUUCGAUAUAAUGUUGAUAGAAAUGUCAGCUAAUGAUAAAGGACGAGCAACGGCGAAACCACUGGAACAACUGACGAGACAAGCCCUUUCAUAUCCUUCGGCACCUGUGGUCUUCUACAUAAACGUUGUACAUGAUUUCGGAGUUAAUCCGUAUACUAAAAAGGUGGAAAAUCCAUCUUGUGUUACCCUCGAAGACUUUGGCCAAACAGAACUUGCCCGUCAUUACGACAUUACAUCAUUCAAUUUGAGAGAAAUAAUUUGUAGGAAAGAGAAAGGUCAAUGGAAAGUAAUGCACUCAAGCAUGGCAGGCUCAGAUGGUAAGCAUAUUGGCGUCAUGGCCCAUGCUCAGAUUGCUUACAUGAUGACUGAAUAUGUGAAAAACAUUUACCAAGAGAUUGCUUACGACGACACCAGAAUAAAUCCGCUUUCUAUCAAUCAUGUCAGAGGCAAUGACGGAAGCUUCAAUCUCCCGAGCUUAUUUUUUUUAAAGCGGGAAACCGAAGCCUUAAAAGAGCCAUUGUGUUGGACGGGGAAAACGCCGAAUGUAUUUAAGAAGCUUCACCACUCUAAUCUCAAAUUUGAAAUUAAAGAGAAAACUGGCUUUUCGCCAUGUUUCAAACUGUACGGACAAAAAAGGAACGUCAAAAGAGUCGCUAGAGAACUUCGCACUGAUUCCCAAGGGGGGUGGUGUUCCCGGAGACGCUCCAGCGUCCUUAAGCUAAAGAUCUAUGUUCCUCGGAUUGUUGGUGACAAUUCGUUUCGCACUCGGUCAGUGACAGUUUUGACAAGACAUGAAGGUGGUAUUGCUGCAAUAUGGCUAAACAAUUACAAAAACGAAACAAUUGAAACCGAUUCGAUUCGGGUUAGAUCGAAUCGAUACGACACGAUUGAUCGCAAAGUGAAUUCAGGCUACCACACAAUCACAUUUAAAACAUUAUCCAACGGAUUGUUCUUAGUAGCUGGAGUGUUUGUUGGUGCCCCUGACUUUCACAUCAAGUAGACUUGUGUAUCUUUUGUUGAGUAACAUGUAAAGAGAAGUGCACGAUAUUCAUCAUUUUAUGAGUUGUUGUUUAGAUAAACUUACAUACCCCAAAGACACAAGAGGAAUAUUUCCUUUUCUUCUGUAUUCAAAUUUCUGUUACUCUGUUUUCUAUGUGAGAGCCUUUUCAGUUUAUGAUUGCCAUUUUGCGCCCAAUUGAACACUCAGACAUAUAAGUCUGUGCAAGAUAACUAAAAUUAGUAAGGAGUGAAGAGCCUCCUAGGGAGUCAUAAUGGACAGAUCAUUCAGUUUUUAAGGUAUAAAAAAUUCUUCUCAAUUUCUUCGGAUUCAGUUCAUCUGUGAGGAUUAUUUAUUAAUUUUUCAUCAUCCACGGCUCAAACGUGGUUUUCAAUUCAUUUAUUUGAACCAUUUGACUGUU
Messenger RNA from Pocillopora verrucosa, 2030 nucleotides. RefSeq lists its product as uncharacterized. Lineage: Eukaryota; Metazoa; Cnidaria; Anthozoa; Scleractinia; Pocilloporidae. The record is from RefSeq and is a predicted model, not a curated record.